GCCGCCCCCGCCGCCAUGAGCUACGAGCGCCGUCAGGGCUGGAGCCGCGACGCCGGAGCCCGGGGGGCCGGGGGAGGGGGCGGCGGCGGCGGCGGCGGCGGCGGCCGGGGCGGGGGCCGCGGGAGGCAUCCCGGACAUCUGAAGGGCCGGGACAUCGGCCUGUGGUACGCCAAGAAGCAGGGCCAGAAGAGCCGAGAGGCCGAGAGGCAGGAGAGAGCCGUUGUGCGCAUGGAUGAACGUCGCGAAGAACAGAUUGUACAGCUCCUGAAUGCGGUCCAAACCAGAAAUGAUAAUGACACCCAGCCACCAAUAUCCUGGUUUUCCCCUGAAGACCAUGGGUAUGGUACAAAUGCUCCUGUCCAAAGCAAACCGACCUCAGAGAAGAAGCUUGGGGACCAAGAAAAGAAGUUUGUGGACCGAGAAAAGAAAGUCAUAGACCGAAGAAACCUGUUCACAGACCAGGGGAAGUCAUUCUUAGACCGGGAUUCUGAAUAUCUCUUGCAAGAAAAUGAGCCAGAUACCGAUUUAGACCAGCAACUUAAAGAUGACCUUCGGAGGAAGAAAUCUGAGCCCCGAUACAUUGAAAUGCAGAGAUUCCGGGAGAAGCUGCCUUCAUAUAGAAUGCAAAAGGAAUUGGUAAACUUGAUAAAUAAUAAUCAAGUUACUGUAAUAAGUGGUGAGACUGGUUGUGGGAAAACUACCCAAGUGACUCAGUUCAUUCUGGAUGACUACAUCGAGAGAGGAAAAGGGUCGGCCUGCAGGAUCGUGUGUACUCAGCCAAGGAGGAUCAGCGCUAUAUCGGUUGCAGAGAGAGUGGCAGCAGAAAGGGCAGAAUCUUGUGGUAAUGGCAACAGCACAGGAUAUCAAAUUCGUCUCCAGAGUCGGUUACCAAGGAAACAAGGCUCUAUUUUGUACUGUACAACAGGAAUCAUUCUACAGUGGCUCCAGUCAGACCCGCAAUUAUCCAGUGUUAGUCAUGUUGUACUUGAUGAAAUCCACGAAAGAAAUCUGCAGUCGGAUGUCUUAAUGACGGUUAUUAAAGAUCUCCUAGACUUUCGACCCGACCUGAAAGUAAUUCUGAUGAGUGCAACUUUGAAUGCUGAGAAGUUUUCAGAAUAUUUUGAUCACAGUCCAAUGAUACAUAUUCCUGGUUUUACUUUCCCUGUUGUUGAAUAUCUUUUGGAAGAUGUAAUUGAAAAAAUAAAGUACACUCCAGAAAGUACAGAUCGCAGGCCUCAGUUUAAAAGGGGUUUUAUGCAAGGGCAUAUAAGUAGGCCAGAGAAAGAAGAAAAAGAAGCCAUCUAUAAAGAGCGAUGGCCAGAUUAUGUAAGGCAGUUGCGAGGAAGGUAUUCGGCAAAUACCAUUGAUGUUUUGGAAACGAUAGAUGAUGAAAAGGUUGAUCUGAAUUUAAUAGCUGCACUUAUCCGACACAUUGUUUUAGAAGAGGAGGAUGGUGCUAUUCUGGUUUUUCUCCCAGGAUGGGACAACAUUAGCACUUUACAUGAUCUUUUGAUGUCACAGGUCAUGUUUAAAUCAGAUCGGUUCAUUAUCAUACCGUUGCAUUCAUUGAUGCCUACUGUUAACCAGACGCAGGUUUUCAAAAAAACCCCUCCUGGUGUUCGGAAAAUAGUAAUUGCUACCAAUAUUGCAGAGACUAGCAUUACUAUAGAUGAUGUAGUUCAUGUGAUUGAUGGAGGAAAAAUUAAAGAGACCCACUUCGAUACCCAGAACAACAUCAGCACGAUGGCAGCAGAAUGGGUUAGCAAAGCUAAUGCCAAGCAAAGAAAAGGCCGUGCAGGAAGAGUGCAACCAGGUCACUGCUAUCAUUUAUAUAAUGGUCUUAGAGCAAGCCUUCUGGAUGAUUAUCAGCUGCCAGAAAUUUUGAGAACUCCUUUGGAAGAGCUGUGUUUGCAAAUAAAGAUUUUAAGAUUGGGUGGAAUUGCUUAUUUUCUCAGCAGAUUAAUGGAUCCACCAUCUCGUGAAGCGGUGUUGUUAUCCAUAAACCAUCUAAUGGAACUGAAUGCUUUGGACAAGCAAGAGGAACUGACCCCUCUUGGAGUCCACUUGGCCCGAUUGCCCGUGGAGCCACAUAUCGGAAAAAUGAUACUCUUUGGAGCCCUCUUCUGUUGCUUAGAGCCGGUGCUCACCAUCGCAGCCAGCCUCAGCUUCAAAGACCCCUUCGUCAUUCCCUUGGGCAAGGAAAAAAUAGCAGAUGCAAGAAGAAAGGAAUUAUCCAAAAAUACGAAAAGUGAUCAUCUGACAGUUGUGAAUGCCUUUGAGGGAUGGGAAGAAGCCAGGCGCCGAGGCUUCCGAUAUGAAAAGGACUACUGCUGGGAGUAUUUUCUGUCCUCCAAUACCCUCCAGAUGCUGCAUAAUAUGAAAGGGCAGUUUGCUGAACAUCUACUUGCAGCUGGUUUUGUGAGCAGUAAAAAUCCCAAAGACCCCAAGUCAAAUAUAAAUUCAGAUAAUGAGAAGAUCAUUAAGGCUGUCAUCUGUGCUGGCUUGUAUCCUAAAGUUGCCAAAAUCCGGCCAAGUUUUAGCAAGAAAAGAAAAAUGGUGAAAGUCUGCACCAAAACAGACGGAACAGUCAACAUUCAUCCGAAAUCUGUUAAUGUGGAAGAAUUUCAGUUCCAUUAUAACUGGCUUAUUUAUCACCUCAAGAUGAGAACCAGUAGUAUCUACCUCUAUGACUGCACAGAGGUCUCUCCGUAUUGCCUCUUAUUCUUCGGUGGUGAUAUUUCCAUCCAGAAAGACAAGGAUCAGGACACGAUUGCUGUUGACGAGUGGAUUGUCUUUCAGUCUCCAGCAAGAAUCGCCCAUCUCGUUAAGGAAUUAAGGAAAGAACUAGAUGCCCUUCUCCAGGAAAAGAUUGAGAACCCACACCCAGUGGACUGGAAAGACACUCAGUCCAGAGACUGUGCUGUGCUGACAGCAAUUCUCGACUUGAUCAAAACCCAGGAGAACGAAACGGCCAGGAACUUUGCCCCCCGCUUCCAGGAUGACAGUUACAGUUGAUGACUCCCUGCUGAUGUACAACAAGAGAGCGUGGUAACAAUCUUCUGCUCCCACCCCCAUUUUGGGGUUGAGGAUGGACUAAAUACCAUGCAGAGUGGAGAAAUGUUCAGUAGGUAGAACUGAUGAUGUGCAUGAUGUCUAGUGUUAGUUGUAGCGCUUCAGUGUUCCACGGACUGCAGUCGCAUUUGAGCCAGUGCUUUCUGUAUUUUGCUGUUGUCUAAACUUUUGUGUUGCUGGUGAAGCAGAUUAGAUUAAUGUGUAUUGCUAAAAUUGUGCUUUCGCAGUUAGGAAUUAGUGAAGCCAUAGCCUUGUUCUGCACUGUCUUAUUUUUUACAGCCUUGCCAGAGAGAUGGUAAUUUAAUUGAAUGUGUGAGAGCACAUAAUUAAAUAAAGUGUACAGUGGAGUACUUAUCCCUCA
Ornithorhynchus anatinus (platypus) is the source of this 3433-nucleotide messenger RNA. It is a transcript of the gene DHX36, whose product is annotated as DEAH-box helicase 36. Gene Ontology annotation, molecular function: DNA helicase activity; G-quadruplex RNA binding; ATP binding. Bases 16 to 3015 code for a protein of 999 amino acids. The transcript is spliced from 25 exons. Gene Ontology annotation, cellular component: cytoplasm; nucleus; intracellular anatomical structure. NCBI's taxonomy places the organism in Eukaryota, Metazoa, Chordata, Mammalia, Monotremata, Ornithorhynchidae. The record is from RefSeq and is a predicted model, not a curated record.